ACUUCUCCCCCGUGCUCCUCCCCCACCUACCGCGCCACACCCGCCUCAAAUCUUCGGCCCCUCGGAUUCAACCACCGAUUACAUCACCCCCGCCGUCGCCGUCGCCGCCCCCGCUGCUUCCCGAGCUAUCUCAUGGCGGCGUCAGCCUCCUCCCUCCUCGCCGCCGCAGCAUCCUCAUCCUGCGCGGCUAUCUCUCCCCGGCUCCCCCGCGGUGCUCCGGCCGCCGCCUCCGUUCCUUCGCCGUCGCGUCACACCUGCCCUUCCCUCCGCGCUUCCCCCGCGAGGCGCCAUCAGAGCCGCUUCGUAGCCAGCGUCGCUCCCACGAUGCAGCCUUCGGCGGAGUCCAGGGUCUCCACUGUGGUCGACGUCGACCUCGGCGACCGUAGCUACCCGAUCUACAUCGGCGCAGGCCUCCUCGACGAGCCGGACCUGCUGCAGAGGCAUGUUCACGGCAAGAGGGUUCUGGUGGUUACCAACACAACCGUCGCGCCGCUUUACCUGGAGAAGGUGACCUGGGCACUCACCCACAACAACCCGAACGUGUCCGUGGAGAGCGUGAUCCUGCCCGACGGCGAGAAGUACAAAGAUAUGGACACGCUGAUGAAGGUGUUUGACAAGGCAAUCGAGUCCCGGCUUGACCGGCGUUGCACAUUUGUAGCACUGGGUGGUGGUGUCAUUGGGGACAUGUGCGGGUUUGCAGCUGCUGCGUUCCUCCGUGGUGUCAACUUCAUACAGAUACCAACUACUCUGAUGGCUCAGGUGGAUUCAUCUGUUGGUGGAAAGACCGGGAUUAACCACCCACUUGGGAAGAACUUAAUUGGGGCAUUCUACCAGCCUCAAUGUGUACUGAUAGACACGGAUACACUGAACACAUUGCCUGACAGGGAGCUAGCUUCAGGCAUUGCUGAGGUAGUUAAGUAUGGGCUCAUAAGGGAUGCACCAUUCUUUGAGUGGCAAGAGAAGAACAUAUCGGCAUUGUUAGCAAGAGAACCAAGUGCUUUGGCAUAUGCUAUUAAGAGAUCAUGUGAAAACAAAGCUGAAGUGGUUGCACAGGAUGAGAAGGAAAGUGGUCUUCGAGCGACACUAAACCUGGGUCACACAUUUGGCCAUGCUAUCGAAACUGGGACUGGAUAUGGAGCAUGGCUCCAUGGGGAGGCAAUUGCAGCUGGAACAGUUAUGGCAGCUGAUAUGUCUCACCGCCUGGGGUGGAUAGACGAGUCAAUCAGAAAACGUGUAGUGGAUAUACUAGAGCAAGCCAAGCUUCCCAUUACACCUCCAGAGACUAUGACAGUGGAUAAGUUCAAAAGUAUUAUGGCUGUUGACAAGAAGGUUGCUGAUGGUUUGUUGAGGCUCAUCCUUCUGAAAGGGCCUCUGGGGAGCUGUGUUUUUACUGGGGAAUACGACAGGAAAGCACUUGAUGAAACCCUUCAUGCAUUCUGCAACAACUGAUCCUUCUUGAUUUUGGAUUUCGCCUCUUGUAUACUAAUAGGCUCCCUUCAUGCAUUCUGCAACAACUGAUCCUUCUUGAUUUUGGAUUUCGCCUCUUGUAUACUAAUAGGCUAUAUUGAUCAUCAGGGAGGAGAGCGCAUUGUGUAUUUAUACCCAUUGAGUUUUGUUGUCGGGAAUAAUGGGAUUGUUAGGGAUUGGUUUGAGUUUGUAGGGAACCUUAUCUGAUCAACUGUGAUCAGUCAUCUUCUAGUAAUAAAGAAGUUUCACUGCA
This is a messenger RNA of Panicum hallii, 1720 nucleotides long. RefSeq names its product 3-dehydroquinate synthase, chloroplastic. Gene Ontology annotation, molecular function: 3-dehydroquinate synthase activity. The coding region runs from base 133 to 1449 and encodes 438 amino acids. Gene Ontology annotation, biological process: aromatic amino acid biosynthetic process. The record is from RefSeq and is a predicted model, not a curated record. The transcript has 8 exons. Gene Ontology annotation, cellular component: cytoplasm. NCBI's taxonomy places the organism in Eukaryota, Viridiplantae, Streptophyta, Magnoliopsida, Poales, Poaceae.